AUGGACUCCCACCCUGGGGAACCAGGGCUCCUGCUCUGUGAGACCUGUGACAUGGCUUUCCACUCCUCCGCCCUGUUAGCCACCCACACUCAGCGCUUCUGCAUUGGCCGCCCGACCCAGGAGGUGACACGUGGGGCACAGCUGUCAGAAGCUCCUGAACUACAGGGUGCUGUGGUUGUGCCACAGGAACUCCACGGCCUCCCAGACCAGGAGGCCAGUAAAUCUGCUCUAAAGAGGUUAACACAGGAGGUGCAGUGGCUGCGGCUGUCCCUGCAGGAAAUGCAGCCCUGGAGAGCCGAGGUCCCCGGGGGGCCCACGAGGCCCUGGAGACUCUCGGGGGCGCCGCCCCAGGACCCCGCCCCCGAGGCUGCAGGGAGCCCCGGCGAGCGGCUGCGGGCGCUGUACGGGACUCGUGCGAGGCGCCUGGCGGAGACGGAAGCACAGAGCCGGGCCCUGGAGCGCCGCCCGCGGGCCCCGGCGCCGCUGGAAGCUGUGCCCGGCGGCCGAAGCUCCGGGUUUCGGACCCGGGAUCUCCCUGCGCGUCGCCCCCGCCCCAGGACGCGGCUGAACUGGCAAGAAGCAGAACUCUGUUUUCCGGUGCUGCAGGCCCACCCAGGAACACUGGCCGCCGAAAUCGGGGCCCUGCGUGAGGCCUACGUUCGAGGUGGGGGCCGGGACCUCGGCGUUCUGGGCCAGAUCUGGCAGUUGCAAGUGGAAGCGUCAGCCCUGGAGCGGCAGCGGUCGCGGACGCGCAAGGGAAGGGCCAGUGCCGCCUCGGAGGAGCUUCUACUAGUGGAGGCCGAAAACCGGCGCUUGGAGACAGAAAUUCUGGCUUUGCAGAUGCCAAGGGGCCCGGGCCGGGCACCCUGGGGACCCGGGGAGCUGCGACCCCCGGCGGGGCCCAGCCUACAACCGAAGUGGAGGAGAGAUCCCCUACUUCUCCCGCCGCCAGUGGCGCCCCCGCUGCCGCCUCUUCCAGGCUCCACAGAUUCGCAGCUUCCAGGAACAAGGACCGGGAACCGGGGUUUGAACCCACACUUCCUCCUGCCCACAUCUGACGUGCUGGGCCCUGCACCCUAUGACCCUGGGGCUGGCCUGGUCAUUUUCUACGACUUCCUGCGGGGCCUUGAGGCUUCUUGGAUUUGGGUGCAGCUUACCACUGGCUUGGCACGGGAUGGAAAGAAUUCCGGAGGGACCACAGCAUUGCCUCCAGCCCUUUGCUUGCCCCCACCUUCAGCUCCUGGGCCUAUGGGCAACUGUGCCAUCCUUGCCAGCAGGCAGCCUGUGCCCAGACUGCCACCCUCACCGUCAGUAUCCUUGGUCUGUGAGCUUCAGGCCUGCCAGGACCUGGCAUGGGCUAGGGCACCACAGUCAAAGGCUUGGGCCUCACUCAUGCUUUUUGAUGGAGACCAGCGAGUGCUAAGUGGCCACUGGCGCCUCCCACUUCGGGCCCUUCCUCUGGAUGCCAGCCUUAGCCUUGGGCAGCUGAAUGGGAUUCCCCAGGCAGGUCAGGCUGAGCUCUUUCUGAGGCUAGUGAAUGCAAGAGACGCAGUUGUCCAGACGCUGGCAGAGAUCAACCCAGCAAGUGCCCAUGAGUACCAGUAUCCACCUCCGGUGCCAAGCUCAUCUUCACUGGAAGCCAACUCCCUCACCCCCACAGCUGGCUUUGCUGAUCCCCCACCUCCUGCAGAAGCGCCCCUCAGCAGAGUCAAGGAUAAAGAUGAGGAUUUGGGUCCUCACCGGAGCUGACUCACCCCCAAUGAGUUUCUGAACCCAGGUGAAUGUGGGUAUGAGCCUCUUAACAUACACAGGACUAGGGCCUAGAGAUAGAAGCCUACUCCCAAACCUGCAGCUUUACUAUUACAUGUUCUUAUAUAGGGUUGAGAAGCAAAUAGCAGAUGAAUAAAAAAUAUGAGCUCUAACUACAGCCUUAUCACCUCCCACAA
This is a messenger RNA of Carlito syrichta (Philippine tarsier), 1946 nucleotides long. It is a transcript of the gene CCDC17, whose product is annotated as coiled-coil domain containing 17. The transcript is spliced from 12 exons. The record is from RefSeq and is a predicted model, not a curated record. The coding region runs from base 1 to 1749 and encodes 582 amino acids. NCBI's taxonomy places the organism in Eukaryota, Metazoa, Chordata, Mammalia, Primates, Tarsiidae.